This is a messenger RNA of Syngnathoides biaculeatus (alligator pipefish), 9065 nucleotides long. RefSeq names its product YTH domain containing 2 (gene ythdc2). Gene Ontology annotation, cellular component: intracellular anatomical structure. NCBI's taxonomy places the organism in Eukaryota, Metazoa, Chordata, Actinopteri, Syngnathiformes, Syngnathidae. Gene Ontology annotation, molecular function: ATP binding; protein binding; RNA binding. The transcript is spliced from 33 exons. The coding region runs from base 330 to 4664 and encodes 1444 amino acids. The record is from RefSeq and is a predicted model, not a curated record.
AUAAAAUUAAAUUGGAAAAAGACGAGGAAGAAGAGCCUUUUCUGUUCAGAAGUGAUAAAAACGAUUUUUACCCGGUGUGGAAAGAUUGUUAAAACGUAAAGUAUCUCGUAGUGGUGAAGUAACAGGUAAUAUUGUCGUUUAAUAGUUGAUUUGUGCAGUUUAUGGCGGAAACCUGUUCAUUUCUCCAAGCGGAAUAUAGUCAGUUGAUUGACUUCGGCUCAUUAUUUUCUCAUGAACGUAAGUGGACUUCUAGCUCUGCUGGUGGACUGUUCGUCUGACAUUCCUCUUGAGAGCAACAAAAAUCCAAUCCUGCAUAAAAACAGUGCACCAUGCCAUAUUCCCGUACAACUACACAAAAUCCAGCCAAGAGCCGGAAAAAAGUGUCUUCUACCACCAGUCGAUUCAAAGACAUUCAAAUCAGUGAAGAAGUCAAAAUUGCUAUUAACCUUUCUUUGGAGAGAUUUCAUUACAGUGAUGAGAAAGAGAUGGAAUUUCCCUCUUCACUUUUCUCGAAUGAGAGGGCCUUCAUUCAUCAUACUUCACGGGCUUUGGGUUACAUUUCUAAAAGCAAAGGGAAAGGAUCAAAUCGCUUCCUCACCAUAAGGAAAAAGAAUUGUCUUGACAGUAGUCUGUCUGUCAUGCCCCUGACUCUGUCCCAAACGUCUUUACAUACCAUCCGAAGCCAUCUUCAGAAGUUUCCUAUUACUGAUAAAGAAUGUAAAGACUUUCAAGCCAGCAGCAAAAGCAAGCUGUCUGUGGCAGCAAAACAUGACAACAGCUUUGACACAAGGAGGCCAACUGGGCGCUUGGAUUGUGGCAUUACUGCAGUACCCCCUAAAAGGCGGACAUCAGAGUUUGACACUUUCCGACGCUCGCUGCCUGUGUGUGAACGUGAAGAACAAAUAAUCAGACUGAUUAGAGAGAACAGGGUGGUACUCAUCGUUGGAGAGACUGGUUCUGGAAAAACAACACAGAUUCCACAGUUUCUGCUGGAUGACUGCACCAAGAAAGGAGAGUGCUGCAAAAUCUUCUGUACUCAGCCCAGACGUCUGGCUGCCAUCACUGUCUCUGAGAGAGUGGCAGCUGAGAGGGGAGAGACAAUUGGCAAGACUGUCGGCUAUCACAUAAGACUAGAGAGCAGGGUUUCUCCAAAGACUCUGCUAACCUUCUGUACCACUGGAGUUUUACUCAAGACAUUGAUGGCUCGAGAUGCCGCUCUGACAUCUGUCACACACGUCAUUGUGGAUGAGGUGCAUGAGCGUGAUGGUCUUACUGACUUUCUGCUCACGAAGAUGCUUGAUGUACUGCAACAGUUUCCUGCAGUAAAACUGAUUCUCUCCAGUGCAUCUCUGGAUGUUGAUUUGUUCCUCAAGUACUUCGACGCUUGGUCGUGUCCCGUCGUUUAUCUCAAAGGAAGACAAUUUAAAGUGAAGCAAUAUUUUCUGGAAGAUGUUCUACGGUUCACAGAUUUUAACAAUAAGGAAAUAAGGAAACACAAGGAAGAAUCCCAGAUAAAGGAGGAGAGACAGAACCUUUUGACAAAGUGGUGUAAAUUGGGGGUGGAAACUGGUGUUGAAGAUGUACAGAAUACACACUUGGCAUCCUCUGAUUUACUCAGGAGCAGCAAUUGUCUGGAUACAGCAGCCACCAUCAAGUCGCUGGUUGGAGAAAGCUCAGAGCCAUUGGAGCCAUGGCUACUGAAAGAGAUGGAUACUUGCAUAGCUAACGUUUUUAUCAGUGCAGAGCAGGAAUAUGUUGUUCAGCUCUUCAACCUCAUUCUCAAUGAAAAUGUUAAUGUUGACUACGUGCACAGUGAGAAAGGGGUUACACCUUUGAUGGUGACAGCAGCUCAAGGAUUCCUCACUCAGAUGGAGCAGUUGCUUAUCAUGGGGGCGAACAUCAACCUAAAGGCAUCCAAUGGAUGGACUGCCUUGGACUUUGCAAAACACUUUCAGCAGGUAGAUGCUGUUGAUCUUCUUCAGUCUUAUGUUGCCUUUAAACGGAUGGAAGACCAGAAAAUGUCCACUGUGGUUCAUUAUUCCAGUACCGACGACCAGGACCGUGCCAGCACUGAAAACCAGGACCUCCUCAAGCUCUACCACCACAAUUUUGAUGAUGAGUUUGUAGACUUAGAUCUCAUCAUGAACCUGCUGCACAAGAUCUGCUCAACUACAACUGAUGGUGCAGUGCUAAUUUUUCUUCCUGGAUAUGAUGACAUUGUGUCCCUAAGAGACCGUAUCCUCUACAAUGAUGAGAGGUUUUCUGCCUUUUCCAAUAGGUACCAGGUGUUCACGCUUCAUUCGGACAUGCCAAGCAUAGAACAGAAAAAAGUCAUGAAGAAAUCCCCACUGAAUGUUCGAAAGAUUAUUCUUUCAACUAACAUUGCUGAGACAAGUAUCACAAUCAAUGAUGUUGUUUUUGUGAUUGAUUCUGGAAGAGUCAAAGAGAAAUCCUUUGAUACCAUCAGUCGCAUCUCAACGUUAAAGACAGUCUGGAUUUCAAAAGCCAGUGCUCUUCAACGAAAAGGAAGAGCGGGACGCUGCCAGCCAGGGAUUUGCUUCCACCUCUUCAGUCAACUGAGGUUCAACAAUAUGCAAGAGUUCCAGGUUCCACAACUGCUGCGAAUGCCCCUCCAGGAAUUAUGUCUGCAGACAAAAUUGCUGACUACCUCGCCAGUAUCCGAAUUCUUGUGCAAGGCUCCCCAAGCUCCGACUGCACAUGCUAUUAAAACGGCAGUGCAGAUCCUAAAGACAAUAGGUGCUAUGAAUCAGAAUGAAGACCUGACUAAUCUUGGCUUCCAUCUGGCUGAUCUACCCGUUGAGCCCCAUCUGGGAAAGAUGGUGCUAUGUGCUGUGGUGUUGAGGUGUCUGGACCCUGUUUUGACAAUAGCUUGCACACUAGGUUAUCGUGACCCUUUUGUUCUUCCUGCUGAGGGCUCUCAGAAGAGAGCUGCUCUUCAAUGCCGUAAACAAUUCUCAUCCAACACCUUCAGUGAUCACAUGACCCUGCUGAGGGUUUUCCAGGCAUGGCAGAAGUCACGUACUGAUGGUUUGGAAAGGCCCUUCUGUGAAAAGAACUUUCUGUCCAAUGCCACCAUGGAGAUGAUUCUUGGCAUGAGAACACAACUGCUGGGACACCUUCGUGCAACUGGCUUUGUGAGCGUCCACGGGGAUAGUGAUAUUCAUCAUGUGAACAUCAACUCAGAAAACUGGGCAGUAGUGAAGGCAGCGCUGGUUGCUGGCAUGUAUCCAAAUCUACUUCAUAUUAAUUCUGAGACAAACCUGAUCUCUAGUAAUAAGGAAAAGAAAGUCAAUCUUCAUUCUACUUCCACGUUGAAUCAAUGCCAGAAUAAGGAGAAACAUUCAUCUAAAUUAUCACAAGCUUUUCCUACAGACUGGUUGAUCUAUGAUGAGAUGAGCAGAGGCCAUGGGAUUGCCAGUGUUCGCUGUUGUACUAUAGUGACACCCAUCACUGUAGCCAUAUUUGGCGGUGGUUAUAGACUGCUCCACUCUGCCCUGCAUGAAGCAACUGUUCCAAAAGGCAGUCUAGUGGAUGACAUGAGUGACAGUGAGACAGAGGACUCCGUUGAAAUAAGAAUUGAUGAGUGGCUCACUUUCCAGACAAGCAGUGAGUCAGCAAAAUUGGUGUUGGACCUGGAGAAUAAGUGGCAUAAUCUGUUCAACAAGAGAAUGUGUUGUCCAGCCGAUCCAUGGUCUCAAGAAGAUGAAAUGACCAUUCAAACCAUUGUUUCUGUGCUUACUGCAGAAGAGCAAGCAGUAUGCUUGAAGCAACCCUCAGGGAUAGGCCAGCCUCCCCGGACUUUGAUGUCAGAGGGGUUCUACAAGAACUCAAAAAGCAGCCAAAAGGUUUCAUGGAACCCAUACGAAAACAGGACACAUGAUGUCUUAGGCUUGUAUCAGAGGAAACCACAUUGCAGUGAUGAGUCUUCGCUGGGCAAAAAAACUCUCACGGUGCAACAACUCCCGUCUAGUAAUUCUACAUCUUCUGUGAGCUUGGACAGUCAGACUGGCAGCCCAGUCUCUUCUUUCUCAGGAAAGGACUCUGUCCACAUCCUUUUGCACAGUUCAUCCAUCCAGCCAUUUUCUUACCCGCUUAUCCUCACAAGGGAUACACGAGUGCUGGAGCCAUUCCCAACUGUCAUCAGGAAGGAGCAUUGCACGGAACAAUUGUUACCCAACCUGGCCUUUUCCUCAAUCCGUUAUUUCAUCAUGAAAAGCAGCAACACUCGGAACUUAGAAAUUUCUCAGCAGAAAGGCAUCUGGUCCACCAUUCCGAGUAAUGAGACCAAAAUCACCAAGGCCUUCCAGGAGAAUGAAAUCAUUCUCAUCUUUUCUGUUCAAGGUUCAGGACAUUUCCAGGGAUAUGCUCGCAUGUCAUCAACCAUCAGUCAUAGGAGUUGUCAAGAUUGGGAUUUCUGUGGAUUAGGAGGAGUUUUCAGUGUGGAGUGGAUUUGCAAGGAAAAGUUGCCUUUCCAGUGCACCCAACAUAUUCUCAACCAAUUGAACGACAACAAGAAGGUCCAAAUCAGUAGAGAUGGACAGAAUGGUGCUGAGGAUGGAGCUGCCAGGCAAAAGAGCAAGAGGAAAACCAAAGUGGAGGUUGAUGGAUGUUGUGAGGGAAGACUUGAGGACAGUGGGUGCUAGAGGAAGAUGCACGAGAUAGGCUUGGAUGGAAUAUCUUUUACCGUAUCUUUUUUGACAUUUUUUGAACCAGCCUUUGCUGGCCAAAAAGCCUCGUCCUCGAGGGGCCGAAUCACAAUGCAGGGUCCAACAAGGAGAAAAGUGCCCUGUCCCGGAGCCCUGGAGGACAUCCCAGUAGGUACCUCAGUGUCUGUGCCAUUUGGUUGAUUCCUCCCACUGAAUUCCAAAAAGGAUAAAAGUGCUCCCAAAUAAGAGCCCAUUCCUCCCGCCGGGCCACAACCCUGAGGUGAUAUUAUAACUAUAUAAUCAAAAAAUGUUAUCAGCUGAAAACAAAAAAAGACGAAGACUAACGCAUACUACAGGACAUAUGCGAGACGCUCAACAGCGUGGACGAAACAGGAAAAACAAGAAAACGGGUGGAACAAGGGAAGUUGUUGGGUGAGCCUUCGAUGAUGUGCAAUCAAUCAGCUCACGGGAUAAAGCCACUCGUGCUCUCAUUGGUCAAUGUCGCGCCGGAAACCAAUCACGCACCUUGUAUCAACAUCUUUUUCCGCAAUAUGACUGUAUUUUUGUUUCAUUAAAAACCCGUGUACAACUGAAGCCGCAAAAAGUGAAGCACCAAGUAGUGAGAGAACCUUGUGUAUCACCCCCCACCAGCCCCACCACUUAUUGGAUGUCCCAUCCAACAUCACAGCUACACAGCCCCUGAAUAAAAAAAUUUCAAUUUGAGACACGCUAUUGUAAAUGUCCACGCUGCCCAACGCAACAAGGCGUUAUGUCAUCAUGCUGUUGCACCACACAUACACAGUAGUUGCUUUCCUUGAUGGAGCUCUGCUAAAUGCAUUGUGAAAAGGCCUUAAACCCCUUUUUCUGUAUUCUAAUAUGCUUGCUUUCACUGUGACUCCACAGCUUUAUCUACAUACAAAGCCACAAACCCAAAAUAUCCACCCCAUUGCACCACGCAGCACGGUUCCCAAGUACACAGUACUGUAUGCUAAAAGACUACUACUUACAUAGUGAUUUGAUGCCAAACAGUGUUGUUUCUUCACAAUAGUGUGUUUUCACUUAUUUCUGUGUUGUCCAGUAUGUUGCAUACUAAUAAAAACAAGGUAACCAUAACUUCUUCCUGGGACAAAAAUGUAUUGCAUUUUCAGUCAUUGCAAUGGGGAACAUUCCCUCAUUUGCUUAGUCAUGGAAUGAUUUGAAUUCACAAACGGAGGUUCCGCUGGAGGCAUUAAUUUUGAAGUACUUCAACCUCGACCCUUUUCAUCCGUGUUGUUACUAUGAUCUUUUCGUACUCUGAACAUUUUACUGUAUUUUUUGUCUAACGUAGGUUCAUGAGCAGAAGUUCCUGACAUCCAAGUCUAGAAUUGCUUCAAACCAUUUUUCAUGUACUGUGGGUACAGAAAGUAUUCAGACCCACUUAAAUUUUUCAUACAUUGUUCUAUUGCAGCCAUUUGCUAAAAUCAUUUGGGGUUUUUUUCCCCCUCAUUAGUGUACACACAGCAUCUAAUAGCCACUCCAGUUUUGUCAGGUUGGAGGGGGAACAUUGGUGGGUAGCCAUUUUCAGGUCUCUCAAUUGGGUUUAAGUCAGGGUUCAAGCUUAGACAUUCAAGAACAAGUCACAGAGUCACAGCAUGAUGCAGCCCACCACCAUGCUUCUCUUUGGGGACUGUAAUGGACAGGUGAUCAGCAAAGUUCCCUCUUAAGUUGCGCACAUGUGCAAUUGCGCAAUGCUGAUGUGAUCACUGACAUUCUGCGUUGCACAUAAAAAAUAAAAAUCCGAGCCUAGUUUGAAGUAUAACAUAAAACUAUUCAGUUUGUGACAUUUUGCAAUGGGAUUCAAUGAGUAAGGGGUGAGUGGCUGCUACAUUUGACAGCAUAAUUCACAUACAUACGUACGCACCCCAUCGAUGUUGUUUACAAUGACAGUGUCCUUAUGCACACUGCCCACCACCGGUGUUUAGUUAGCAAAGCGGUCUGGGCAACAUAGAGUGAAGCCGCGCUAGACACGCUACGUAUUUUUCCCCUCAAAAAUAUUGGCUAAAGUAAAAAAAAAAAAAAAAAAAGUUAUUUUAAGAUGCAAUGACUGUCGGAGUGUGUGGGUAUUUGGGUAUGUCGUAGUUGUGGUAUUUGGGCUCAGUGAUUAUAAGAAUAAUAACGUAAGAGCCAAAAAAAUGUAUUUAUAAAUAAUUUCAUAUUGAUAGGAACAUUUCACACUCAUAAAUAUAAAUUUGCUUGUUAAAAAAAAAAAAAAUCAUUUGCUGCUUUGCACAGUGUACCUAAACUGCACAUCCUUUCUAUUAAAUCCUCUCAAAAUCAAAAAGCUAUGAAGACCAUAAAUGUUUUUGAACAGAUAAUAUUCUUAUAUAAGAUCCCCCUAUUGUAAAUUAUAAGAAAAUUUAUUUUAUGUACGUGUGCGAGAGUGUGUGUGUGUGUGUGUGUGUGUGUGGUGUGUGUGUGUGUGUGUGUGUGUGUGUGUGUGUUGAUGUGAUUUAAAAUUAUAAUAAUAAUGAUCUCAUAGCCAUCAAUAUGAAAAUGCAUCUCUGCUGUCAGUUCAACAGCCUCACAUGGCAAAGUUCCCGAGUACACCAGACAGCUGAUGUUGCAAGUUAUCCCUUUGAAUUUUUUAAUUCAAUCAAUCAAAUAGGGCAGGAUGAGACAGUGUGCAAUUUUAAUAAUCCACCUUUGCGCACAAAGAUGAAAGCACAGACAAUACAAAAAAUACAAAAACUGAAAACAAAAACUAUCUGUGUUAAUGUGAUGUUGCCUCCUAUAUUUAAAAUACAGAAUUAGCUUUUUGGGCAACGUAUCAUCUGUGCUUUCAUCCUCAGUCAGGCUGUGCCAAGGUUGAAUUUUAACAUUUGACACCAUCUCAUCCUGUACUUUCUACUUUGGCUUCAGACCAGACAUUUUUUCUCAAAAAAGAGAAAAUCUCAUCCAGUUUCACCACUUUUUCUUGUAUUAUUCACAUACUCCAGUGUUUGUAAUUAUGAUUGUACCCCUUUAAAAUGGGGGGGGGGAGUGGGGUCAGCAGCAGGUCUUUGUGAGAGGCAGUGUGCUGCCAUGUUUUAAAAAAAAAAAAAAUGUCAGACUGUAAUUCACUGCGCUGGAUCCGUUUUCCUCUGCGCUGAGUGUGUGUGACAAAUGUGCAGUUGUGCACUUUAGAGGGAGCAUUGGUAUUCACCAUAAAACAGUUUGGCAGCAUCAUUCAGGUGUCACUGCAAAUGAUGCGCAAGACAUAAUUCAGUUUUACACCAAGAAAAACAGACAAUUGUGAAUUAAAAUAAUAAUAAUAAAUACAUACAUUUGGAAGCGGCCUUUCAAAUUUAUAGUUCAUAGUUAAACUUGGCUUGGUUUGGUUAGCAAGGUAUUUUUUGUGUACUUAAAAGAAUAUCAGUUUGACAUUUUCAUUGUUUGCAACGAAACAGUUAAAAUUGUUCUCAAGUGUUCUGAUUCUUUAAUAAGCCAUGUAACUUCAAUGGAUGACACACUGAGGUCAAGCGGCUCAGGACGUAAAACAUUUUGAGGGAACAGGUGUUGAUUGUUUGCUUUUCUCCACACAUACUGCUUAGAAUUAAGGCAAACAAGUUAUAGCUUGGUCUUAUUUCUUAUCAUCUUGGAGUCCUUCAGGUGUUUUUAUUUUUAAAGCACACAAGGCUUCCGUCAAACCACUCUACCAUAAAGCCCCAAUGGGCGGAGGGUUGCAGUGAUGGUUGACUUUCGAGAACUUUCUCCCAUCUCCCGACUGCAUCUCUGGAGCUCAGCCACAAUGAUAUUUGGGUUCGUCUUUACAUCUUUCACCAAGGCUUUUUUCCUCCAAUUGCUCAAUUCGGGCAAACAGCCAGCUGUAUAGGAAGGCUUAUGGUUGCUCCAAACGUCUUCCAUUUCAAGAUUAUGGAGGCCACUGUGCUCUUAGGAACCUUAAGUGCAGCAAAGAUCUUUUGUAACCUUGGCCAGAUCUGACCCAUGCCACAAUUCUGUCUAUGAGCUCUUAGGCUCUUUUGAUAUUAUGAUUCUAAUUUGCUCUGACAUGCACUGUGAUCUGUUAGGUCUUAUAAAGACAGGGAUAUGGCUUUCUUGAUCAAGUGCAAUCAAUAUAAUCAAACACAGCUGGACUCCAAUGAAGAUGUAGAACCAUCUCAUGGAUGAUUGUAAAAAAUGGACAUCAUAAGGUCUGAAUACUUAUGGUUGAUUAUCCGAAUCAGCUUUAAUGGCCAAGUGUGUAAAAACACACAAGGAAUUUUUCUCUGGCAGUCGGUGCUGCCCUUGUACGACAUUGAGAACAAAAAACAACAAAGUAGCAAGAACAAAGAAGAGAUAUUUCUAUUUAUAGGAACUAUUCCUUAUAAGACUUGAUGUAAGCUCUAUAUAGAUAAGUGUGUCAAUUGUGCAAAGGGAGCA